Aspergillus welwitschiae is the source of this 1100-nucleotide messenger RNA. RefSeq lists its product as uncharacterized. The transcript has a single exon. Bases 70 to 375 code for a protein of 101 amino acids. The record is from RefSeq and is a predicted model, not a curated record. NCBI's taxonomy places the organism in Eukaryota, Fungi, Ascomycota, Eurotiomycetes, Eurotiales, Aspergillaceae.
UAGAAAGAAGGGGAAGAAGUGUCCAAGAUGGGGCUACGUGACUAAGAACAUUGUCCCACAGUAAGCGUUAUGCAUGCUCGAGGUCUCUCGAGGUUACUCCGUCGGGGGCUCGGUAGACAUGAAACCUCCGACAUCCAGUUGGGGUUUAUUUCCCCCAAGGCCCCAACACCAACAUCCACAGCUGUCGGGAUUCUCCGAAAGGGGAAUAUGUGGAGUCUUUCAAGGCUCCCCAAGCUCGCUCUUGGAAGAUGGUUUGCUGUUUCCGACCUAGUCACCAUGUGGAUGGUGGUCUUGUGCAGCUGCAAGUUCGACUGUUGGGAGGUACCGCUGGCCAUGUGGAGCUGCACACUGAGCAAGCGAUUGACCCACGGAUAAACAGACCAUCAGAGGGGAUCGCCUGAUGAUCGCGAGAUUGUCAUGAACAUUGGGCAUACACGAUAUUUAUGCGGGACUGCACAAGAGCAAUUAAUUGGCCUGGCUCCGUUCCAGUGUCUCUGGAUAUCGGCCGACAAUUCGGAAUCGGGCCGAAUCUCUUUCGUCCCCUUGCCGAUGGACAAUCUCAAUUGACCACCAGCCUUGCUGUUCUAGGCUCGAAUUCCUGGGAUCUUUUGGUAUGUAUAUUGUGCUUACUCUGAACUAUUUCUUGCUUCGAUGUAAGUCUCAUGACUUGAUAUAAUCAUAGAACACAUCAGAAGACUCUAUCAAGCCACAUGGCGUGCCAUAUCCCUACCAGGCUUUAUAGGAAGCCUCUAGGUAUGCGUUGUUGGAAUUGUGGAAGCUCUUACACCCUCGCAUGAUCCUAAUGUUGUGUUCGUUGAGAGCACUGGAUCUAUCUGUUCAAUAUCCCAUUUGCAAGCCCAGCUGCCAUUGCUUGUCUAAGAUGGGACUCGCUGAAUUGCUAUCCGACGCUAUGAGAGUGGUGACAUGAAGAUAUAAAAGGUUGAGAGGACCAUAUGCCUGCCUCAACAGCAGAGCACCAGACUGCUACUUGUAGCCUUGUGAUUAUCUACAGGUAGUGGCGACUCAAGUUUCCGGGUAGCUUGACGCAUCUUGGUAGACCCCCCUAUCAAACUGACUUGAUUUGAGACGAUGCGGCGGAU